UACAAGUAAACUGGUACCCUCAUUAGCUAUUGAAAUCAGGUGUACCGUGAAUCGAACAAAACCCUACAAAAUGCAUAAGUAGGCUUUAAGCAGGUCAAGACUCGAGAGCGAAAAGCCUUAGUUCUUAUUAUCAUUGGCGCGACAAACUAACACAAACUAGAAACGAAAAUGGGGAAGAAGAGGAAAAACCAAGCAGAAACACUACAUCAAGAAGAAGAAGAUGAAAAAGUAGAGUUACCUGCUAAUGGAGAAGAAGCAAAGAAGGAAGAGAAAAAGAAGAAGAAGAAGGAUAAGAAGAAAAACGAAAAAGAAAGACCAACUGUUACGAUUGCUUUACCUGGUUCCAUCAUUGAUAAUACACAGUCUUUUGAACUUGCUACUAGGUUAGCUGGUCAAAUAGCUCGUGCAGCUACAAUUUUCAGAGUUGAUGAGGUGGUGAUAUUUGACAAUUAUAGUGGUUCAGAUUAUGAUUUAAGAUUAGCAAUGAAAGAAGAUGCCGAUGGUAAUGAGAGCGGUACACAGUUUCUUAUAAGAAUACUGAAGUAUUUAGAGACACCUCAGUAUCUGAGACGUGCGCUUUUUCAGAUGCAUAGGAGCUUAAGAUUUGUGGGUUUGUUACCACCCCUUGAUGCUCCUCAUCAUUUGCGUAAGCAUGAAUGGGGUCCAUAUCGGGAAGGUGUUACCCAGAAAGAAAGAGGUCCGAAUAACACCGGUACACAAGUUGAUGUUGGUUUAACAAAGAAUGUUGUCGUUGACCAGAAUCUUGAGCCUGGAAUUCGUGUAACCGUAGCAAUGGGAACUGAUCGCUGCCUGGAAACAGAUUCUUUGCGCAAAGUUGUGCCACCUUCCACUCCCAGAGAAGAAGGAUCAUAUUGGGGGUAUAAAGUCCGAUACGCACCAAAUAUCAGUUCUGCUUUUAAAGAUUGCCCUUUUGAGGGUGGAUAUGAUCAUAAGCUUGGAACUUCUGAGCACGGUGUUGUUCUUAGCUCAUCAGAGCUGACCAUACCUACAUUCAGACACUUAUUAAUUGCUUUCGGUGGUCUUGCUGGUUUAGAAGAGUGCAUUGAAGAAGACGUUAACUUAAAGGGGAAAGAUGCCCGAGAGAUUUUCGAUAAGUACUUGAAUAUAUGUCCUCAUCAAGGUAGCAGAACAAUUCGAACAGAGGAAGCAAUCUUCAUCUCACUGCAAUAUUUUCAAGAACCGAUUAAUCGGGCAGUUGCAGGGAACUAAGAAGUGGAAUGAAAUCACCAAUCGACAAAUUAAGAAAUCCACCUAAGCUGGAGUACAUUUGGGAGUGGGAGAUCAAAAUUUUAACUUAUCAUCAAGGUUCCAAAUCCAGAAGAAGUCCAAACCAGAUGAUCAUGUCUUUUCUGUUUUUAUCUAGAAAAGCAGUUGGUUUCACAGCAGUUUUUAUUUUGUACUGUUCUGCAACAGUCUAAUAUAUCUUUAUUAUUACUUUAUUUAUUUCCUCACAUGAGUAUUAAAUAGAGUUGCCUUCUGAGAGAUAGCUGAUAAGAUUCUUGGGGUUGUAAUGCUACCCAUGAACUGCCAGGAAAAUUUGUAACUGCAACCUCAGAUCAAAACUCUAUUUGCACAA
Molecule: messenger RNA, 1597 nt
Organism: Papaver somniferum (opium poppy)
Lineage: Eukaryota; Viridiplantae; Streptophyta; Magnoliopsida; Ranunculales; Papaveraceae
Product: putative methyltransferase C9orf114 homolog
Exons: 11
Coding region: 169-1230 (353 amino acids)
Source: RefSeq, a predicted model, not a curated record